UACAAGCGCCGAUAGGCGUCGUACUUGUUGCAUCGAAUAUUAUGACGUUACUACAGUUGUGAUACAGACCACCAUUCAUACAGCACAUUCAUACUGCAAAAUUUUAAAACAACUCAACGUGUUACCCGGUCUGGACAAUGUAACAAAUCAAGAUAUCACAGGAAAAAUGGCAAGGAGUCACCGUAACCGACUUUGAAUAUGAAGAAACCACACGAAUGUGCGUUGGAUACGAACUAUUUUCCCGUAAAGUGAUCUAAUUUUGUUCAGUGACUUUUUUCUCGAUUAACUCAAAACCAAUUCAGUGUUUUUCUGUGACAUUCAAGGAUUUUAAGUGAACGAACUCAACUUACUUGUGUUUCCGACUUUUAAGUGCGUUUCUCGAUCGACAUCCGGAUUUAUUUAAUGUAAAAUUUGGUGUAAUGAAUUUUAAGCAAUGGGUAAUCGGGAUCUCGGUAGACAAAAAGGUGUAAUUACUAACAUACUGCCGGAAAAAAAUGGCGGAAUGCUCCUAUUCGCGAUGUGUACAACAGAAACGAAAUAUUAGAAGAGAGCUGCAAAGAUGGACAAAAACCAUGGUUCACAUCGUUGGAUUGGAACGAAUAGCUGAGGAAUUGAUGGGUAGAAGGAAAUGGAAACUGUAUCAAGAGUCCAUGUCCAGAAAUUAUUUACAACCUUUGAACAACAACGUGAAAUCAAGAACAACGCCCGAACAUCAGGAGUGCCGCAGGGACUAUUCAGGGUCAGAUUCGGAACAGACCGAGAACAGAGUGGUAUCGAAAGACAAUUGCACAUCGGAAGGAAGCGAAAGGGUCGGUGUAAGAAACGGCCUCACGUCGCUCGAGCCAGAAGUUCAAGACUGGAAGCCACAGGACAAGUGCAAUUUUUGCGUAGACGGCAAGCUGGAUAGUGAACCGAACUCGCAAGGGGUCUUGAGUCCCCGAUAUUCAGAAUCAGACUCCUCAGACAGCCAUAGUGACAACGAGACCCCUGCAUCCCUAACACCAUCCUUCAAACUAAACAACAACCAUCAAAAUCAAAACUUUCCAUUACCACCGAACAUGACUACCAUAGAAAGUAUGGCGUUGGCUGUUGCUGCUUUCUCAGGUCAAUUAAAAAAUGGUGGAAAUUCCCCAGGAGCAACAAAUGCACAUCUUCCUUUUUACCCCAGUGUGCUCAACCAAAGCUGGUAUUUGGCAAACGUUGCUAGGUCUUUUCAAAACGAAAGGCUUGCCCCAGAGGUAGACAAGAGUAGUGGAGAACAGCCCUUGGACCUGAGUAAGGGAAGCAGCAACAGUGCGGAUAAAAUUUCUAACAACGUUCGAAUACCAACGUUGGAUACCAAACAUAUUUUCAAUUCUGAUUUUAGAGCCAAGCCAAGAAUGCCAACAGUAGCUGGAAGAAGAACCUACACAGAAGACGAAUUACAGGCUGCUCUCCGAGACAUUCAAUCGGGAAAAUUGGGAACUCGCAGAGCUGCUGUAAUAUACGGCAUUCCUAGGUCUACUUUACGUAAUAAAGUGUACAAAUUGGCUCUGGAAAGAGAACGAGAAAGCCAUCUUAAUAAUUCAGCCGUACUGAAAAUAGACGAAGAUGAAGUUAUAGACGACGACAAAGAGCUCUCAGGGACGGAGGAAGAGAAAGAAAUCGAAAAAACCUUGAAAAGUCCCAUUCUAACCCUUGCCGACCUGAUGAGAUUAAGAAAUAUGGAGCCUGAAGUACUCAAAACUAUUUUAUUACAGAGAAGCACGGAGGGGAGCGAGCCAUGGCCGAACAUAGAACAGAAUGAAUUCGGAGCUUAUAUUCAGAAUUUAAUUUUGUCGUCGCAAAAACCCCCCGAAGGUUCUGUUCUGAACCCCGUUGAUUUCUUCAAGAGAAUGAUUCCGGAUCAACAAAAAGUGAAUGGUGACAGUGAAAGACAUUUGAAACCGAAUACGGACUCGAUCAUAACAAAACCUGAAAGAGCGAGAUCAGAACCCGAUAUGGAUACUGAAUCUGAGUCGUCAUCAAAUGUUAUACUUAAGAUUCCGUCCUUCAAGCCCAGUAAAAACGGUUCAGAUCUAUUGUUUAGGGGUAUUGAGGGUACGAUAGCCUCUCCGCCAGUCAGCACCAGUGAAUCGAGUUCGCCGCCUAUCCUUUCUAAUAAAGUGACGAUAAAAGACGUGAAAGAUGUUAUAGCUCAGAGUAUUAGCCAAAAGUUCCAACAGCCAGUGGUAGAACCAGUGACAAGGCCGAUGAUGGACAUUAAUUUUAAAAGUAGCAGCUUUACGCCCCCCUUAGGUUCUAAUAUAUCUGUGAUUAAAACGAACCCGCAAGAACUUAACAGGUUGUUUCCACAACAAGCCCCUUCAGUGAAACCUCAGCAACAAAAUACAUCUGGUCAACCGACGGGAGGUAAAGGUACAAGACCUAAAAGGGGAAAAUAUAGAAAUUACGAUAGGGACAGUUUGGUUGAAGCUGUUCGUGCCGUUCAAAGAGGAGAAAUGUCAGUACACAGAGCUGGAAGUUACUACGGAGUUCCGCACUCAACGUUAGAAUACAAGGUGAAAGAACGCCAUCUUAUGAGACCUAGAAAAAGGGACCCGAAACCAAAUCCAGUGGACGAGAAGAUAGCCAGUUUAAAACAGAACGAUAUACGUAAUGCACAGGAUAAAAUGAAACCGGUAGUUAUGAAACCCCCUCAGAAGUAUCCCCCGACCUCCCCUAACGGCAUGAAAUUGCCUUUAUUCGAAUCUGCUAUGUCCCCUUUGCCAGGUUACAGCGCUCCUCCUUUUCCAUUCUGGCCUCAUCCAGGAUUUCACCACAUUCCCAACUACGCUACAAACCCUUCGCCAUCAUUCCCUACAACUCACGAACUGUUCGCGUCUCAAAUGAUGCAGAAGCUUCAAGAGGAAACUACGAGAUCCUUGAGCAGCAAUUCUCAAAACUCAACCCCUUCUGGCACGCCUACUCUGGCGAAGAGCGCAAGACAGAUGGCUGAGUCAUUGCUUGACGGUUCCGGAUCUAAUGGUUCUUUCCUAGAUGGAAUCAUCAGGUCCAGUCUUGAAUCCGGAGUUCCAUGCAGUGACGAAAGAAUGAUCAAGGAAGAGAAGAAUGUUGCUCCUGAAAAUAUGUCGAACAAAGCACUUCUGGAUCAGCUAUGCAGAAACAGCAGGUUGACCCCUCUAUCCAAGCUCCCUACUGGAGAUGUUAGCUCUGGAGAUGAAUCUUACAAGAAAGGAAAUGCGAGCCCUCUAAAUUUCGCAGGCACUACUGUAAAAGAAGAAAAAAUGGACGAUUCACCCCCACCAUACGAAACAGAAAACUCAGAUGUGCAUACGAUAGAACUUUCGAAUGACUCUCAUGAGUCUGUCGACAAAAAACCACAGUUCAAUCAGUUGCAGCAGUCUGAAACAACAACAAUUCAACAAACAAAGCCUCCUGGAAGGAUAUAUCUGAAGCAAGAUCUGGUAAAUCCAGAUAAUUUGAAACCAGAAAUGCUGGUACGCUUCAUACCUGACAUGGAUAGAAAUGGGAUUUGCGAGAAUCCUGACAGUGCCUCAGAAAACGAAGCACCACAAGACUGACGUUUAAAUAUUAUAAAUGGAAGAUUUUUAUACUGACACAGGACUCUUUAGCAUUUUGUUAUGAAGCUCCGAAUGGCGCUAUGCAUGAAGGAUCUACAAUUGAAAGACUCGUAUAUACAUAUAUUUAUAUAUGUAUAUCGAUACCCAUAAAAUUUCAGUGAUAGUUUUUUCCUGAAUUCACAUUGAUUUCUAAAAGGUUUGGAACAGUUUGACAUGUAACUCGAAUAAGUAUUUACAAAAAAAAAGUAAAUCUACUGUUCCAUUAUGCUCCUGGAGAUACUGAUACAGUAUCAUCUUCUACUAUUUUCAAUUACAGAUUAUUUCAAAUUUAUUUACAAAAAUUUUGUUUUGAAGUAAAGUUUAAAUAGAUCCUUCCGAAGCAUACUAUCAUUCGAAAAUCAACGAGUUACUUCUUAAAACUAAAAGAUAUAACUCAGUGGUUGUAUAAUAAAUUAACUUUGAUGACGGUGUUUGUUGAUAAUUCUUUGUUUUCUUUAGAAUCAUAUAUUUAAAAUUUUUAUUCUAGACUAAGAUUAUCAUGAGCAUCAAAGCAGAAAUAUUCAUCUAUAAGUGUUUUUUGACAUUGAUAUAUGGCCCUCAUAUCACCCAAAAUAAACAAUUUUACAACAAAAUCAAAUAUUCACUACGAAAGCUAAAAUGUGGUAAAAGAAAAAUAUAAUUGACUGAUCAAAAGUUAUGUAAAAGAAAUAUUGUUGAGCGAAAUUUGAUUUUGAUGUAAUGCAACUGUUCAUGUUAGAUGUGUAAAUGGAAUGUUCCAAAUUGUAUCAUCAAUGUAAUAUUUGUGUCUUUUUGUCGCAUAUGGUACCUCAGAAGUCAUUCUGUUCAUAUUUUCGAAAUGCUGCUCUGAUGGUUAAUAUUAAUAUAUAAUAUAUAUUAUAUCGAAAGAAAGAAGCAUGGUGAGAUCAGAAAAUUGCAAAUUAUAUCUAUCUGUGAUUUAUUCAAAAUUUUUGAUGUAUAUUUUAUCUAAAAUAUCUUAAAACUAAAAGAAAAUUUAAGAUCUAGAAAUAGUGAAUUGAUAUAAAUUUCGUUGGUUAACUAAACGCCAUAUGAUAUUUGCGUUUAGUUUUCUUACGAUGUUGUCUUGUUUUCAUAUGAAAUGAAGUGCAAUUAGCUGGUAUAUAUAUAUAUAUCUAUAUAUAUACACAUAUAUAUAUUUACAUCAAUAUUAAUUAGAAUAAGAUAUAUUGAAUAUAUUAUAUAUUUGAAAAAAUGGAAGCUAUUUUGUUCGAGAGAUAAAAGAUUGACUCCUAGUAGAGUUUUAAAUGCUUCAGAUCCCUUCAACAACCGUCAAACAACACAAUCAACCACAAACCAAUCGAUACCGACAGUUAAAAUGACUGAUCAUGAAAAAUAAUAUAAUUGCAUAGUGAUUUUAGUUCAACAAAACCCUCAAAUAUCUCCAUAAAAAUCAUUGAAACAUUCAAUCAAUAGAUUCUUGAAAUAUGUAAAUUGAAUUUUCAUUAAUAUUUAAACAGAAAAGAGCUCUUCUAUAAUUUUUCAUGGUCUGUCUCCAAACCAAACCAGAAUCAACAGGACAAAUUUAAGUUGGACCAAUAAUGCAGUUUGAAAAUUGUAUAUAAAUGGUAUGCUUUUCAUACAUAUCGUUUGACAGUCUCCACGAUUUCUCAUAAUUCUCCAAGUCCUAUUGCAGUUAGAUAGUUGUAAAUCUUUAGAAAAUCAAAAUGAGAGAAUUCAGAAAAAUCGAUAAGACUGUCAAAAUUAAAACAUUCCAACCAUUUACGUGCCAGAUUUUUUAUUCGCAACAUUAAUAUGUUGAAGAAAAUUGAUUAAAUAGAUGUGAUCUCGGUCUAAUGUGACUAUUAUAGAUCAUUGGAAUGCAUUUUAAAAAAUGUGAUGUUAUUUUGAAGCUAUGGCUUCCUGUUCUCUAGUGUGUAAGGUUUAAACAACACUGUAUUUUUAAAUGUUUGUGUGUCACUUUUGCGCGUAAUACAAUUCCACUGUAGUAUAUUUUUUUCACAAGUCAAGUCGAAAACAAAUUCCAUAAUACUGUUAGUAAGAAUAAAGUCAAUCUUCAUAGAGAUUUAGACGAAGCCUUGUUGAUUUUCAACUCGUGAACAUCUUCUCUGCUGUUUUAGCCCCCAGUAAUAAGUUCAAAGAGACAGAUUGCAGAAGUAGGAUGGAUGUUUUGUUGAGGAAUUUGUUUUCUGCGAAUAUUAUGGUGUUAAUAAUAUUCUGUGAAGGAUAAUUAUAUGCGUUAUGGGUGAAUCACUGAGAUGUGCAAUUCUUUCAUAGUGUUAACUCAUCGUUUUUAAUUGUUUAUUGAAGUGAUAUUUUUCGUAAAGACAUGGUUAUAAGUUAUUGAACUCUUAUUCUUCACAAUCUCGCGGUCCAAAUGCAACCCUCAACAGUGUAUAAACGUAACUUUAAAACGUAUACGCGUCGUAAUUUUAAGUACGUAAAUAUAUUUCUCUCUCUAAACUAUAAUUUCCUCAUUAAAGAAUAAAACUGUACACCUCAUGGCUUAAUGUGCAACUUAAUUGAAGCAGAAUAAAAUUCAUUUCACUACUACUGGCAAUUGGUGAUGGUUUCAAAAACAGGUGCUUCACAUUCCCGAUAAAAAUAUGUUAUUUUCCAAUAUUUCAAAAUAUUCUCUUCAGUAACACUCCAAAAGUUCACAACAUGAUUUUGGUAUUCAAUACAAGAGAUCAUUCUCAUUUGAAAAUUUGAGUUCUUGAAAAUGUAUACGUUAAAGGGAACAAUCAUACCUGAUGAAAUUUUAAAUGGAUCAGUUCUAUCCAAUGACAACAGAGAAGUAGUAAUCGAAAAUGGCUUAUAUUUGAACAAAUCUAAAUUACAUAUUUUUGCACUGAAGUCAGUAUUUUACUCAACUUAUGAUUAAAAGUUCUUUAUAAGGAUUCAGAUUAUCAUUCCACCAAGUUUUUCACAUUGAUAAGACUUCUUUCUAUAGUUAAUAUUUCCCAAUAUUUUUUUACAUGAUGAAAUAAUUUCCGAUCAGUUUUAUAAAUAAACAUAUUUGUUAAUUAUUUUUUAAUUUCAGUUUAAUCGAUGUAAACUUAAGUUGCUUAAAAUUGUAUAUAUAGUAUUUCAUUCAGUGUACACAUUAAUUUUGGUGUGCCUGCUGAAGUUAUAACUUUAAAGAAUGGUUUAUUUUUAUUCGUUAACAUUUUCUGCAAACAUAAUAAACAAUAGCUACAAUUUACCCACAUUUAAUCAUACUGAUGAAGAGAUCUAAAUUUUAUUUUGCGUUUUUUGACUUCACAUUACUCUUUACGUAUUUAAUGGUGCAUUCCUUAUUAGUUUGACCCCCCUUGUGAAAAGAUGGAUAUCCAUUUAUUGCUUUUUCUUACUAUUUAAUAUUCAAUAAUGAAGGUUUAUUUUCAAAUAUGUCAAAUAUAUUUUUUUUUGAAAAUUUAAUUUGUGCACAAAAAAUCAUUGCAAAAUUUCUUUUAAUUUAUUCAAUUGAAAAUUAUGAAUACAUUUAGUGAAAUUAUGAAACACAGUCUGACAUUACUUUUUCUGAAAAUUCAUUGUAGUUAUUUUUUUAUGCACCAGAAUCGACUACAGCAUUAAAAACAGAGUUUACUAUAAACGCAAGUAGAUUUUUCACUGAGUACCUACCUACUCAAAAUAGUUGAUAGUUUUUAAAGACGUCUGAAGACACAUGCAGUACAAGAGGUUAGAUUUAAACACUAUAUUAGGAUUUGUAAAGUUGACACUAAUUCCUGGUGAUGGCACUUAGGUUUUACUAACUAGUAAGUAGCAUACUGUAGGUUUUUGAAUAUACCCCCAUGAGCAGUACUCUUCAUCAGUAUGGUCGCAAAAUACAGUUCAAACUCAAACCGGUAUUACUCCAGUAUUGAUAGCAUCAAAACAGACUAUACAAACUCUGAACUCAUAAAUUAAUUUUUGAGUCCUCUAUUAUGUAACUUUCAUUGAAGCUAUGAUACUUAUUUUGAAAAAAGAGUGGUAAAAUUUUUUGUUAAAACUACUUUUUUGUUUUAUUUUACCUGAAUGGAGAUACUUCUAUGUAAUGAUUUAGUUUAUAUUUGAUUAUUUCAUAUUGGAGCCUAAUUGUUGUACUUAAGAAAUUUUAUUAUGAUCAUUAUUAUAAAAUUGAAACUAUGGUUAUCAAGCUUAUUAUAUGCACUGGCUGUUUAGAAGCACAACACCAGAAAGUGUCUUCUUAUUUUUAGACAAUUUAUUCUUGAUAGUUUGUAUCUUGUGCAAAAUUUUUAUUGUUUUCAAAAAAAAAAUAUUCAAAAUUAAAAGUUAUUUAUUUGAACAUACCUGAAGACUGACAAAAAUAUUGGUAAAUUAUUCAGUCAUUCAAUUGAUGAAGGUAUUCAAAAAAAAAUUAAUCCAGUGAGAUAUAAAUGAAAGAACCGAUUAAAUCUGGGACCAAAAUGCCAUAUCGGAUAAUUCAAAAUCAAAAUAUCAGAAAGCUCCAAGUAAUUUCAAAUUUUUCCUGUAUUCUCUAAUUAGCUGAAACGCAUGGUGCAACAUUCUUUUCAAAAGUAAAUGUUCGAAAAUGUUUUAGAGAAAAUUAUUUCAUGAAAGUUCCAUUGUUUGACAAUAUGUUAGAAAUAAAAUUUAAUGUAAGUGUUGCUUGAUUCUUGUAUUAUUUUUCAUUGAAAUGAGAUGUAACUAUAAAAAUGCCUUUUUUAGCAUGAGAAAAUUAUAAUAUAAAUUUGUUGUAUGUGCUGCAUCAAGGGAAGAACUAGAUUCAGACCUCUUCCCAAAUCUAGUAUCAUCCUGUCUAAAAUGCAACGUACACUUGUUCGUAAAUAUCUACUUGUAAAACCUGUUUUAUUAUGAAAAGUUAGAUGUUUGAACAAUUAUUGCUUUGUGGGAAAUUGUUAUUUUCAGAAAAUAUUUUAAAUCCACAAAAAUACAAAAAAACCAUACACAUUGUAUAUUUAUAAUGUAAUUCUGAUAUAUACCAGUAUUUAUUAUACUGCGAAUUUUAAAAAUGUU
Molecule: messenger RNA, 8540 nt
Organism: Harmonia axyridis
Lineage: Eukaryota; Metazoa; Arthropoda; Insecta; Coleoptera; Coccinellidae
Gene: Eip93F
Product: mushroom body large-type Kenyon cell-specific protein 1
Exons: 7
Coding region: 495-3563 (1022 amino acids)
Biological process (GO): regulation of transcription by RNA polymerase II
Cellular component (GO): nucleus
Molecular function (GO): DNA binding
Source: RefSeq, a predicted model, not a curated record